Molecule: messenger RNA, 955 nt
Organism: Dipodomys spectabilis (banner-tailed kangaroo rat)
Lineage: Eukaryota; Metazoa; Chordata; Mammalia; Rodentia; Heteromyidae
Gene: Aqp3
Product: aquaporin 3 (Gill blood group)
Exons: 6
Coding region: 62-940 (292 amino acids)
Biological process (GO): glycerol transmembrane transport; water transport
Cellular component (GO): basolateral plasma membrane; plasma membrane
Molecular function (GO): urea transmembrane transporter activity; glycerol channel activity; water channel activity
Source: RefSeq, a predicted model, not a curated record
ACCGCUGGCUGCUCCUGGCUGCUCACUCGCCCGCCCGACAGCGCCGCCGCCUGCCCUCGCCAUGGGUCGACAGAAGGAGCUGGUGAACCGCUGUGGGGAGAUGCUGCACAUUCGCUACCGAUUGCUCCGCCAGGCGCUGGCCGAGUGCCUGGGGACGCUCAUCCUCGUGAUGUUUGGCUGUGGCUCUGUGGCCCAGGUGGUUCUCAGCCGAGGUACUCACGGUGGUUUCCUCACCAUCAAUCUGGCCUUUGGUUUUGCUGUCACCCUGGGCAUCCUGGUAGCUGGCCAGGUCUCUGGGGCCCACCUGAACCCAGCUGUGACCUUUGCCAUGUGCUUCUUGGCACGGGAGCCUUGGAUCAAGCUGCCCAUCUAUGCCCUGGCUCAGACACUGGGUGCCUUCCUUGGUGCGGGGAUCAUUUUUGGACUGUACUAUGAUGCAAUUUGGAACUUUGCUGACAAUGUGCUUGUAGUUUCGGGCCCCAACGGCACAGCUGGCAUUUUUGCCACCUACCCCUCUGGACACUUGGACAUGGUCAAUGGCUUCUUUGAUCAGUUCAUCGGCACAGCGGCUCUCAUUGUGUGUGUGCUGGCCAUUGUUGACCCAUACAACAACCCUGUGCCCCGUGGCCUGGAGGCCUUCACAGUAGGCCUUGUAGUCCUGGUCAUUGGCACCUCCAUGGGCUUCAACUCUGGCUAUGCUGUCAACCCUGCCCGGGACUUUGGUCCCCGCCUUUUUACUGCCCUAGCUGGAUGGGGUUCGGAAGUCUUCACGACCGGCCGGCACUGGUGGUGGGUGCCCAUUGUCUCGCCACUCCUGGGCUCCAUUGCAGGUGUCUUUGUGUACCAGCUCAUGAUUGGUUGCCAUCUGGAGCAGCCCCCACCAGCCGCUGAGGAAGAGAAUGUGAAGUUGGCCCAUGUGAAGCACAAGGAACAGAUCUGAGUGGGCUGCGUCCAU